Sorghum bicolor (sorghum) is the source of this 1944-nucleotide messenger RNA. RefSeq lists its product as uncharacterized. Bases 426 to 1571 code for a protein of 381 amino acids. NCBI's taxonomy places the organism in Eukaryota, Viridiplantae, Streptophyta, Magnoliopsida, Poales, Poaceae. The transcript is spliced from 11 exons. The record is from RefSeq and is a predicted model, not a curated record. Gene Ontology annotation, cellular component: membrane. Gene Ontology annotation, molecular function: glycosyltransferase activity.
UGCCCGUGGACCGGUGGCCGGUGGUUAGUUGGCACGUCGGCGAGCCGCACCACACUGGGACUGGGACAGUGCUCGCCACUCCGGCGCGUGCCGCGUGCCGCGCGCCUUCGUCCCCUCGGCAAGCAAGCCCAAGAUUCGAUCCAUCCAUCUCCAUCCCCCGCCACCACCACCACCUCACGGCGACUCCGCUGCUCACCCACCUCCUCUUCCCCUCCCGGAUCACGAGGCAACGCCACUCGCAAGAUUCCCGUGAGCCGAGAGAUCUGCGCGGCUGCGCUACGCAGCCGCACUGCGCUUGCUUACCCGAGCUUACUCCGCUCUGCUCAUGCCGCUGAGGUAGAGUCCGCAGCGCGCGGGCGGGCGGGGGACAGGUACGGGCCGGCCUACGCCGGCGGUGGCCACGGCCAGCCUCCUCGGUCGUCGGGAUGAAGCCGCGGAAGUUCGGCUACGGCUACGGCCGGGGCAGGCGCGCGGCGGCGCUGCUCCUGCUGCUGUUCUGCCUCUGCCUCAGCAGCCUUUUCCUCCUGCUUCUCCAUGGCUCCUCCGCGCCGCUGGAGCCCGCGGCGGAGCAGAAGGCGGCGGGAGUGACCGAGCCGCAGGCGGAGGUGGAGGAGGCGCCGCUACCGCCGGGGAACUCCAAGGUCGCUUUCCUCUUCAUCGCGCGCAACCGCCUCCCGCUCGAACUCGUCUGGGAUGCCUUCUUCCGCGGUGACAAGGAUGGGAGGUUCUCCAUCCUCGUGCACUCGCGGCCGGGCUUCGUGCUCACCCGAGCCACCACCCGGUCCCGAUUCUUCUACAACCGUCAGGUCAAUGACAGCAUCCAGGUGGAUUGGGGGGAGGCGAGCAUGAUCACGGCGGAGCGCAUUCUGCUCAGCCAUGCUCUUAAGGAUCCGCUCAAUGACCGCUUUGUUUUUGUCUCCGACAGCUGUGUACCAUUGUACAAUUUCAGCUACACUUACGACUACAUAAUGUCAUCAUCAACCAGCUUUGUAGACAGUUUUGCUGAUACAAAGGCAGGGAGAUACAACCCAAGAAUGGACCCAGUUAUUCCAGUGGAGAAUUGGAGAAAAGGCUCACAGUGGGCUGUGCUAAUUAAAAGGCAUGCUGAGGUUGUGGUUGAUGAUGAAGUGGUGUUACCGGAAUUCCAGAAGCAUUGCAGGAGGAGACCCUUGCCAGAGUUCUGGCGGGAUUGGGAUCGUCCCAUUCCUGCAGAGGCAUGGAAAGCCCAUAACUGCAUACCAGAUGAGCACUAUGUUCAGACGUUGCUUGCACAAAAUGGUCUAGAAGAAGAACUUACACGACGAUCAGUAACACAUAGUGCAUGGGAUCUUUCAGCUUCUAAAGAUCGUGAAAGACGUGGGUGGCAUCCUGUAACAUAUAAAGUCUCCGAUGCUACUCCUAGACUUAUAAAAUCUAUAAAGGAUAUCGAUAAUAUAUAUUACGAGACUGAAAAUAGGAGGGAGUGGUGUACAAGUAAUGGAAAGCCAGCACCCUGCUUCCUUUUUGCUAGGAAGUUUACACGUGGAGCUGGUCUCAAGCUUCUUGAUUCAUCACUGAUAGCUUCAAAGUGAUGAAUAUAGUGGCAGGGGCAACUGCCUUUAGAUUGUUUUACCCUUACAAGAAUAUUUCAGUUCACACAAAUGUAAAGGAAGGUGCGGGACCACGGGGGAGACAAAAAUUAACAGCAGACUUUUUCUUUUUUGGUUCAGCGUGUGGUAUCAUAUUAUUUUGUUGCUUCAUAGAAAGGCACGAUACAUGUUGUAAAGAAAUAUCUUCGUUUCUUUUAUUGCCUACUAGGAGGAUAGCACGUUGAUUAACACAUUACUCAUCAUUGUAACACCAGUCCACCGGUUGGCUGUGGAGUCCUGAGAAAAUUUGUCGGCAAAACUAGAACUAUGAAGAAAUGUUGUCUCAUACUACUGUUCAUAUUCAUUUUACUGUACA